AUGGCUAUCAAGCUGGACAUGUCAAAGGCUUAUGAUCAAGUGGAAUGGAAGUUCUUGGAGGCAAUUAUGAAGAAGAUGGGUUUUGGAUGUAGAUGGAUAAAUUUGGUAAUGGACUGCAUUACUUCAGUCAGUUACUCAGUAAUUGUGAAUGGUCAAUAUGGAAGUUCUUUUAAACCAGAAAAAGGGAUUAGGCAAGGAGAUCCAUUAUCUCCUUAUCUAUCCCUCUUAUGUGCAGAAAGACUUAAUGCAUUGUUAACUCAGGCAGAAACAAGACAGGAGAUUAAAGGUGUUGCAGCUUGUAGAGGGGGUGUGAGGAUUAGUCACUUACUUUUUGUUGAUGAUAGUUUGUUUUCAAAUACUAGUGCUGCGAGAAGGGCUGAAUUAGCUAAUGCAGUUGGUGUUUCAGCAAGCAACAGUUAUGAUAAGUAUUUGGGCCUUCCAAGCAUGGUUGGCUGGAAAAUAAGUCAUGUUAAAAGUUGUGAUCCAAGUUGUCCCAACAUAUACUAUGAGUGUGUUAAGUUGUCAAAGAGAUUGCUCAAGGAGACAAAUUCAAUGUUGGGAAAGUUUUGGUGGGGAAAUUGUCAUAAUCAGAAUAAGAUCCAUUGGAAGAAUUGGAAGAACAUGGGGAAAUCUAAGAAGGAUGGGGAGUUGGGCUUUAGGGAUUUAGAAUUUUUCAAUUGUGCUAUGUUGGCAAAGCAAGUAUGGAGGAUGUUGAAUAAUUCAAGUUCUCUUGUUGCUACAAUUCUGAGGCAGAAGUAUUGUAGGAAUGGAAAUGUAUUUAAGGCAAAGAAGGGUAAUAAUUCUUCGAUGAUUUGGCAAAGUUUAUGGUCCUCAAUUCCUUUACUAAAAGCUAGUUGCCUUUGGAGAGUUAGGGAUGUGAUUAAUAUUAGCAUAUGGCAUGUUAAGUGGAUUCCUAAUAAGAUAAAAUCUCUUAUACAAGUGUUGGAUAGUGAUGCUACUGUUUCAGAAUUGAUUAAUAAAGAGGAGGGUUUCUCGAAAAAGGAAGUCUUAACUUAG
Molecule: messenger RNA, 1017 nt
Organism: Carya illinoinensis
Lineage: Eukaryota; Viridiplantae; Streptophyta; Magnoliopsida; Fagales; Juglandaceae
Exons: 3
Coding region: 1-1017 (338 amino acids)
Source: RefSeq, a predicted model, not a curated record